Trypanosoma brucei brucei TREU927 is the source of this 1833-nucleotide messenger RNA. RefSeq lists its product as hypothetical. The coding region runs from base 1 to 1833 and encodes 610 amino acids. The transcript has a single exon. NCBI's taxonomy places the organism in Eukaryota, Euglenozoa, Kinetoplastea, Trypanosomatida, Trypanosomatidae. The record is from RefSeq and is a predicted model, not a curated record.
AUGCGUGGUGUAUUUUACCUUACCGGAGUGUUAUUAAAGCGAAAGCGCUUGUCAACUGUCCAUACCGAGGUAAGUGUGCUAUCAUCUGUUACGAACGCGCCCUUCUCCCCUUCGUGUCAGGCCGCGCUUCGCUCUGUCGCUAAGGAGAGACACUACGUGAAGAGGCACUGGUUGACAUUGGCACAGUCCCGUCGUUCAUGUAACGCUGUGGUGCUUCCUGGGGAGGCUCCGACCAUAAUACACUUGAACGUAAAGAGCGUCAUUCCAUUUUCUUCGGUACCGAAAAGUGUGCAGAAGCGCAUAAUGGAUGAACACCCGCCCUUCUUCGGGUCUGGUGUGGGUAUUCUUUCCACAAGAAUGAAAUGGAAAUCUGUCACUGGUGAUCGUCUUCGCCGCUUUCUGAACGAAGAAGAGUCUGAUCGUGUAUUGUACAUAGACACCGAUAUUGCUUCCGAGCUGGGUGUGCAGGUAAACCGGAAGGACGUUAUUGAUAUUCGAAAGCAGAGUUCCGUUUCAGUGUACAGUGCUGAGCAGUUAGAUGAUCCGUAUAAAGGGGAGCCACAAAGGGGCAUAACUCUGAACGCUGCAACCGGGAAGAGGCUUGGUCAGCCCGCACAUGACAUCCUUUUGGCUGUUGGUAUUCUUCGAGGUUACACCUCACCCAUGUGGGUGGCCGAAAAGCAGCUCAAACAUCUGAACCUUGAGGUAAAUAAAGGGUGUGAAAAUGAGGGUGUACUCGCCCCUAAUAUGACCGGGUUUGUUGUUUCCUUGUCCAGCAUCCCGAAGGAAGCGCAGAAGGAACUGCUGAAGGAACUGCAGGAGGAUCAUCCUGAUGCUUUUGGGUAUGAUCUGUACUUCAUAUACGGUGUGAAUGGGUGGGAAGUGAUGAGGUCUCGUGUACUCGUGAAGUCUAUGGCGGCGGUAAAUGAUCCUAGGUACCCUUACCACUUCGUCAACGUCAGGGAUUUUGGGUUACAAAAGCCCAAGUACUCCGCUUUCGCUGAAGCCUGUGAUCAUAAGGUGCAGUUGCUUAGAGGUAAGUCGGUGCGCAAACCUCCCGAGCCCCAUGAUGAGGAUGCCAAGAACCACAAGCUCGACGCGAGCUCCAUUGUACGCUCUUUUAGUAUUACUGUGGGCGCUAGCCGUUCACCAGUCCCCAUCCGCGGGUUUUUGGCCGAAGACGCCACGUUGCGUCGUUACUACAACGCCGUAUGUUUGACAGAGCCCCACUUGGCUGUUCCCGCUAUCCGCUCGAUAGCCGUUCUCAAUGGAAAGCUUGUUGGUCGCCGCGAUGAAGCGAAGUUGCGCGCCUUUGCACUUAAGCACAAGUUGUCUAGUCCCAUUUGGGUGACUCCUCUCGGUGCGAAACGAAUGGGCGUAGGUAUAGAGAAAAAGCAUAUCAAUAACUAUGUUCUUAUUGGCAGUGCCUCCAUAGAAGAAUAUGACGAUGAUUCAGGUGGUGGGACGAAUGAAGAGUUCUACAACAUAGACGACCUGGUGAACCCCGAUGAAGUUCUCUCCAUAUUUCCAAAGUCAAGCAAGUCGGCACACUUCAUGCUUGACUCCAAGUGGCGCCCCGUUCUCGGCAAGCAGCGUCAAGCGUUCUUGACGUCCCUUAAGCGUAGGAGCCCUCUCUGGGUGACCGUGAGCGAGUGCCUCAUGUCCGGUUUUCAGGCACUCCCCGAAGUGAAGCCCAUUUCCUUUCCCGUGGCAAAGAAAGGUGGCGGUGUUGAGGGAGGUCACAAGUUGUACAAUUCGCAAUUUACAACCGACCCUGUGCGUGUUAUAGGGCUGGCCACAAUAUACACAAGACCCCAGGGCACCACACUCUAA